AACGAAAUAGGUUGAAUUUAACGAAAUAUUAAAAUUUAAUUUAAUUUUUUUUUGAAGUUUCAAAGAGUUUUCCUAUCUUUUCAAUCGAUUUGUGUACGGGAACCGUGAAGAUAGAUUUUUUUAAAUUUCACAAUUUAAGAAUUGAAAAGAUCUGUCGACAUAAUAAGUUCAUUUCCAUUCGUGAUUUUUUUAUACAUGCAAAAAAGAGAAAUUUUUGUAAAGGAAGAAAAAAAUCAUUCUUAAGUUCCGUUCCGCGAAGAAUGAAAGAAGAAAACUGUUGUGCCUGAUAAAGAGAAGAAAAAGUAUAGAGAAGUUGCAAAGAAAUAAAAAAGAAUAAAAUAAAGUUUGAGAAGGAAAAAGAAGAAAAUAAAAAAAAAAUUGUGAAUUUAAGAGUGCUGAAAAAGUACAAUGGAAGUCGUCGCAUUAAGUGGUAACAGCAAUAAUGCACCAUUUAAGCGAGAAGUUCAUGAAUGGCAACACAUUGAUGCGAAAACAGGAGCAUUAUUAAGUGGACGAGCAGAGGCUAAUCGUUAUGUGAAUGGGAAUAUGAAUACAUAUGGCAAGAGUUUACUGCAGAGUUUUGAGACAUCAGAUGGAACGAAACACAAACAACACAAGCAAAUGGAUAUUUUACAGACAAUAACACCGACCGGUGGAGCCCUACAAGUUGUUCGAGCACAGAUACAAACAUCACACUCAUCGUCAAGGAGAGCGAUAACAUCAACAACAUAUUCACAUUAUACAAAUGGUACUUCAACUGCUGCCGUUGCUAGUGAUGUAAAUUCAUCGAUGAGCAGUGAUUUAUUAUCAAUCAACCCACGUCCAUUGCAACAACAUUCACCAACAUCUAGUCGGAUGAAGGCUUUACUCUCAUCAUCAUCAUAUUUUAAUUCAUCACCAACAGCCACCAAUGAUGGUAAUAGUUCAAAUAAUCGCAAAACUGAUUUGUUUCAUCAUAUAAAUAAUAAGAAUAAUAAUAUUAAUAAUGACUUGAAUAAUGGCGUGGGUUCUGUAGAAGCAGAAUUUUCAAGACAGCAACAAAUGAACGAAAUGCUUUAUGGCUCGAAAGAAAGCAACAGUUUCUUGCGUGGGAAGAGUGCAUCGAUUGAGGACUUGGCAAAUAUUGACGACGAUGAUGAUGUGAAGCCAUACGACUGGAAACGAGUUAGUAAAAUCAGACGUUCACUACAAUUUCCUAAGACAUCUGAAACGUCGCGAGGAAGAGUUAAUUUCAUUCGAUCAUCUCGUCCAGCUGAUUUACCAGAAAACUCCGUUAAUGUAUGGAAGAUUAGGCAGAACAUUGAAAAUUCAGAAAAUAUGCGUCGGUUGAGUAACGCAUCAAAAACAUCAACUAGUAGCAUAAAUAGCAAUGGUUUUGUUGCACUUGAUACAAUUUUAAAAACGGAAACAAGUCCAAUGGAUUCACUUAAUUCUAAUCAAAGCAAAGAAGAAUCAAAAACAGACUGUUUAACAGCCGAGUCAUUACAAGAAAUAAGAAAACGACUGAAGAAAUUGAGUGUUGAUGAAUCAAGUCCAUCGCCUAAAUUUAAUGAAGAAUUUUUAUUGACUGAACACGAAAAUACGAAUUUAAAUAAUCAAAAAUUGUCUCUGGAACAAAAUUGUAAGAGCCUUGAGUUAAGAAAGAAUAAAGAACGUGAUAUAAGUGCAGAGGAUUGGUUAAAUAGAAGAAAAUCAUACGGCUUUGAAAAAAUGUAUCAACCAAACGAGUCGUCAUCAUCACUAGGUGGUAUUGAAUCAUCCACGGAUAGUGGUUUGGGAAGGUCGAGUGAUUUGCCUUCUAAUUGGUCACCCACGAUAGAUUCACCUCAACGUACAAUUAUUACGUUUGGUGAUAAAACAAAGCCGGCAGCUACAACAUCAAUUUCAUUAUUUAGCAAUCCAGCUCACCAUCAUAAUCAUCAUCAUCAUGUGAAAGCAUCAGAAACAAGUAUCAGUGAUAAACCAAUUCCAAUGCGUCGAAAGGCAUCUCUCGAAAGGAAAGAGGAAAUAAAGCGUCAUUCUAUAGCAAUCGAUGAAAAGGUAGAUGAACAUUAUCAGCAUCGAAACAGCAGUGACCGAAAAAUAUCGCUCGUUAAUUUAAAUGGCCCAUAUAAUGAUAAAUUAACAUCAACUGCACUUGUAAAUGAUGGACGACACAAGAAAGUCGAGUUUUGUAAAACAGAAAUUCAUUUUGCUGCAGAGUCAGGUCGUGUUAAUAUUGUUGAAACGGAUGGAAAACCACCGCCAACAAACAAUUUCCGUAGACGAAGGCGAAAUUCAGGUGCUUUAUUAGAUGCAGAGUAUUCAGUACAACAGGAAUCAAUAACAAUUGAUGACGAUGAAGUCGAUAAGCCAACAAUAGAAAGUCAUUUUGAUAGCGUUCAUAAAACCAAUGUCACGACAACAGUUGGAUCUAUAUAUUCAAGUGCAAGAGAAGACGACACAGACGAAGGUCAAUCAGACACGGAUGGCUUGCGUGGAAUAUUGAAAAAUAAGCCUAUUAAGCCGAAACCAUAUCAUCUCGGUGAGAAUCUUGAAAGUGGAAGUAGUCUUUGGGGCGUCCGACUAAAACCUGUUGAAAAUCAACACACAGCAUGGCGACAUUCAGCCGAAUUAGAGUCAGUUUUGACAGGAAAGAAGUCAACGGAAGAUGCAUUAGAGAUAGAGUUUAAAAACCUCGUUAAGGCAAUGGAUCAAGAGAAGUUAAACAAUAAUACUAAUAGUCAAUCUCAUUACCAAUCAUCAACAGUCAGUAGUAAUGGAUACUCAACGAAAAUAAAUUUAUCUUCAUUGCCCACAAUUCAACAACAGCAUCCGGUGAAUAAAGAUUCUUCAUCAUCAACAUCUACAAGUUCGACAGCAACAACUACCCACAAGCCAACGACCUUCACCAGUUACAAUGACUCGCGUCAAACUAGCGGAAAUGUUUUGCCUGAUAAAGAUCAGCGUCAAAAAGGAGGUCAUAAAAUAUCGAUUGACUUGAAAUUACCACAUCCGAGUUCUAUGGAUACGAUAAUGGAUGAAUUGAAAUCUACUUCAUUGAUAAUAAAGACAAUGAAAUCGACAAGCUAUUUCGAUGACGCAAUGAAACAUUUUGAACAGGAAAGUCCUUUAAUACGUACGUCAUCGUUAAGACUGAAUAAUGAGUCAUUGUCAAAAUCGAGCAGUACAAGCAUGAUGUUGCGUAAUAAAUCUAAUGCACCUGUACGUUAUACUUCCUCACUCGAUGGAGAUCACGGUAUUUUAGAUGGUCCGGAUAAGCGAGACGAUGAUUUUGACUUCCUUAAUGGAUUUUUGGAGGAAAAUAGAAAGUUUCAAAUGUCAAUUGAGCAAAAAGAAAAAGAAAAUCAUAAUUUUUCGCAAUCAUCGUCAACGAGUUCAGUAAAGUCGACACAAGCACCGGUUGCGGCGCCAAGGUUAAAAAAGAUCAUGAAUCCAAGUCAGCAACUGAGUCAGCAAUUGUCGCAAUUAAAGCAUCUUUAUGACAUUGCAAACGAUAGUGAUGAAAAUGCUAUGGCUGAUGAGGAGGUAAAGUCGUUUUUGAGUAAAAAUGAGGAAGAGAAAUCGAUUUCGGAAUUAUCAGGCAGUUGGAGUCGUGUGCGUGUAAAGAAAAUUGCUAGUGCAUUUCAAUCAGCGUCAUCAUCAGCAGCUACAACGACUACCGGCGAUGGUACAAAAUGGGCCAAAACUCCAUUAACAUCGUUAUAUGAGAACUCGACAUCAUCAUCAUCCGCAGCAGCAACAAUAAAGCCCGUGACGAUUGAAGCAGCACCACGUACAAGUUUAAUUCAAAUCGGAUCGAACCAUGAAAAGGUCAAUAACAACAGCAACAUUUAUAGCAAUGUUAAUACAAUUCAGCAGGACAAUUCCGUUAAAGUCAAUAUACAAAACUUUGAAUCUCUUUCGCCGGCAUUAUCACGAAGUAAUUCAUUAAGAAUUAAAAGAGAUAAUGUAAGCAAUACCAACAACAUUGGCACGAAAGACGAUUCGAGCACAUUAAAAUUAUCAACGGGGACACGACAAUUGAAAGCACAUGAAUUAACUUAUUUCGGUAUAAAAGGCACACCAAUAACGAGAAAAACGAGUGACACGAACAUAACGAAUAAAUCACAAUUUACGCAUUUAUCGACAUCAUCAUCAACAAAUAUUUUAUCUUCUUCAAAUAAAUUAAAUAUAAGUAAUAACAGCAAUAACCUUAGCGAUAAAAGAAUUGGCAUAGCUAACAAAGUUUCAACCACAUCAUCAUCGUCCACUAAAGUUACUAUUAAUCAUCAAAAGCCAGACCUAAUAAUGCAUCAUCACCAAAAAAUUGAAAAAUCAUCGACACCGGAAUUAACAACGUCUGAAAAGAAAUCAAUGUUGGAAACACUAGACAGUUGUAUUGAUGAGACGAAAAAUUUGGAACCAAUUUACGAAAACUUGUAUCAAAAUAACAAGUAUGAAAGAAAACUUGACCUCGCCCGGGACAAGAAAAUUUUGGAUGAAUUAGCACGUGCUGCUGACGAGAUAAUGAACACUUGCAAAGAGAUGUAUCAUGCUGAUAGUGAGGAGAAAAAGCGAAAAUCAUUGUUGGUUACAAGCAAUGGAACAUGUCUCGAGACGAUUAAAGAGGGUACCGAAGGGCGGCAGCUUCAACAACAACUACAACAGCAACAGCAUUCAUGCAGUGAUGCUGAACAGCCCAAGGUAAUGAAAUCAAAAGGUGUUCAAGUUUCGAGGAAUUUUGAAGAUAGUUUGCGGCGUUACCAUCGAAUGCAACAAAGAACAUCAUCACAAUCAUCAAUCGAGAGUUUACCACGCAAUUCCAAAAUAUCAACUACAAUACCAUCAGUUACCACACGCACGAGGCGUACAACUAAAAGUGGCGAAUCCACAGCAUCAACAACAAUCUCAUCAACAAAAUCAUCGUCAUCGUGUCGUAAGCGCGAAAACGGAACUGGAAGUGAUGGUUCAAAGCGCAUUCAACGAGUUAGUAGCCGUGAACGAAUGCACAAGUCUAAUGCCAGCUCAUCUGAAUCAGAUCAUCCAAACACAUCCACUGAAUUACCAAGACGUCCGAGACGAACAAAAGUUGUGAAGAGUCAUCGUGAGGAAGCCGUCAAAGAUGAAAAGAAAUCUAGUCGUGUAACUGAAGCUAGUAGCAGUUCAAGAAGAUCUACAAAACCUGAACAUAAUUCAACCAGCAAAGAAACAAAAGUCCGUUCAUCAGUCUUAAAUAAAUCAUCAACAUCAGCUAAUCCGAAUACAUCAAUUUUAUCGACAACAACUGGAGGUAUAACAACGUCAUCGAGCAGAUCAAAAAGUCGCCGUUAGCAUGUGUGAAAUUGUGCAAAAAUCAGCGCACCCAAAAUAUUUUAUGUAGAGUGAGAGAGAGUUUUUAUUUGACUGAUCUCCAUUGUUUAAGCCUCCAAAUAAUUGAAUAUCCAUAACAGAAAAAAAUAAGAUAAUCGCAACAGGCACAAAACCGCAAUUAAUCUUGUCUUUCUAAUGCAGCAGCAAUUUAAACGUAACAAACGCGAAAAUAUAGAAGAAGAAAAAAAAGUAUCGAGUAAUAGAAAAGAGAAAAGCAAUUUACUAAUAAAAAGUAUAUUUUUGCAAUCAAUUUGGGCGUUUCUUUUAAUUGAAGAAUUACAGUAUGGGGUCGUGAAUAAAUGAUGUCAACCAAAAAAUGAAAGAAAACUAUAAAAAUUAUGAUUUUAAUAUAGCUUUAGAUUCCUCUUCCUCCUUGGAACUCAUCUUCAAACUUGUGAACAUCAUUUGUGACAGACCCUCAUACCACAAAUUUACAGGUUAUCGAUGUAUUUCUUAAGACAUGCAAUUUGACUCAAAACUGAAUUUCUACUAGUUCCACCAAUAGCUUGAUACUGCUCCACACUCUUUUCAAAACUGAAAAUAUCAAAAAUAUCAUCGUUGAACUUUUCGCUAAUUGCUUUGUAAUCUGACAUUGGAAGUUCAUUAAUGCCCAAUCGAUUCCUUUCAGCACAAUCGAUUGCUUUUGAUGAGCAAUGGUGCGCCUCUCUGAAUGACAUUCCUUUUCUCACCAAAUAAUAAGCUAUAUCUGUUGCAAGCAUAUCAAAACUUAGAGCAUUUCGACAAUUAAUUUCAAGUAUGUCCAUCGAUUCAAUGACACCGCACAUAACUUUCAAGGAAAGUGUGAUACUGUCAUAAACAUAAAACAUUGAUUGUUUAUCAUUCUGUAGAUCCUUGUUAUAUGUUGACGGUAAUGCCUUCAAUGUGACAAUCAUGUUUGUUAAUUGACCGAAAAUUCCACCGCAUGAACCUCUUAUCAACUCCAAACUAUCUGGAUUGAAUUUCUGUGGCAUUAAUGAUGAACCCGUACAGAAAUCGCCCGAGAGCUUUAUGAAAUUGAAUUCCUUUGUACUGUAGAUAAUAAGAUCCUCAGCCAAUCGACUCAAAUGGAGUGAAAUCAUUGUUGAUAUGAAAUUGAAUUCACAAAUAUAGUCUCUAUCACUUACCGCAUUCAUGCUGUUCAUCGUGACAUUUUUAAAAUCCAAAAGACUCGCUAGCUCUGUCCGAUUGAUGUUGAAAGGAUUACCGGAAAUUGCACCCGAACCGAGUGGCAAUACAUCAACUCUUUCGAAUAAUUGCUUUAAUCUAUCACAAUCAUUUUGAAGGAAAAAGCCAUACGAGAGAAGCCAGUGAGAAAAGCGAAUUGGUUGUGCACGCUGUAGGGAGAUAAGUGAGAUAUAGCGGAAUGAAAAAUGAGAAUUUUGCAUGCUGUGGACACUGGAAUUUGUUUUUAUUGGCACAGCUUAGGUGUCGUUCUCUUAUGACGUCCGAAAUUAACGGUCAUUUUUCAAAAAAUAACAAUGGAUUUCCAGGAAUUUCUAUUGUUCUUUUCUUGCUGACCCCCCCCCCCCCCCCCUUUGGACGUCAUAAUUGAACGGCCUCUCAUUGCUAUUAAUUAUUUGAAACUAAGGCCGAAUCAUGAGGUUUGUUAAAGCUUUGAGACUAUUCUAGGGCUGAAUUAUUGAACAAUCUGAGUCACUCUACCCAAAAAUCAGAGUCUUUGUAGUACAGUUAAGUACUAUGGUAGGAAAAUAGAAAAUAGUCUUAGAACCUUUUAUGUCCUUCCUGUUAAACUAAGGGAUCAUUCUGUACACUGAUACACUUAUUAAAUCCCCUUUAUUCCCGAAUUCCUCAAACUUCUCUGACUCCCAAUGAAUUAAAGCUCCUACCAAUAUUUAGUCCAAUGUGCACAAUUAAAAGCUCAGUUCCAAGUGUCCAAAGCAUGAGUUUGAUUCCAAAUAAAUCAUUGAACAAGGCAUACUUGCAAAUGUGUAUAUCCCGGCAUCAAAAUAUCAAUAUUCUCGUCUGCCUUCAUAACUAGCACACCCAAAAAGUUCCUGAAUAUAUCAAGGAUAUCCAGAAUUGCUUUCUUCAUCCACAUUUUCAUAUCGAGUGCUACUUGAUCAUUCCUACUUCUACCCGUGUGAAUUUUCUUCCCUAUUUCACCAAUUAUUUCAGUUAGACGCCUCUCAUUUACACUAUGCACGUCUUCAUCAUCAUCCCUCAACUCUAUCAUCCCACCAUCCCAUUCUCUACUUAUUAUUUGAAACGCACUUUGAAUCAUUUCAAAUUCAGCUUGCUCUAAAAUUCCAGUUUGACAUAAAAUCUUUGAAUAAGCCAAACUUCCGCUUAUAUCCUGUUGUGCGAGUCUCUUGUCGAUGUGGAGUGAGUUGUUUAAUUGAGUUAGAUCAACAUUCAUGCCUCGAGAAAACCGCCCACCACAUCCCCAUAAUUUUGACGUUUUUCCUUCCAUUGCCUUUAUGCCGAGUGAAAUUAAUUUAAUGUUAAUUCUAUCGUUGACACGCGUACUCGACUGUGG
This is a messenger RNA of Chironomus riparius, 7849 nucleotides long. The record is from the annotation of a GenBank genome assembly. Lineage: Eukaryota; Metazoa; Arthropoda; Insecta; Diptera; Chironomidae.